This is a messenger RNA of Silurus meridionalis, 1502 nucleotides long. RefSeq names its product TAF11 RNA polymerase II, TATA box binding protein (TBP)-associated factor (gene taf11). Lineage: Eukaryota; Metazoa; Chordata; Actinopteri; Siluriformes; Siluridae. Gene Ontology annotation, cellular component: transcription factor TFIID complex; nucleus. Gene Ontology annotation, molecular function: transcription coactivator activity; protein heterodimerization activity. The record is from RefSeq and is a predicted model, not a curated record. The coding region runs from base 245 to 868 and encodes 207 amino acids. The transcript is spliced from 6 exons. Gene Ontology annotation, biological process: transcription initiation at RNA polymerase II promoter; RNA polymerase II preinitiation complex assembly.
GGUAAGCGGAAGUUGGGUUAAUUUCCGGUUAGCUGGUCAUUGAGGCAGCUUUGAGCUUGUCGAUAUAAACAUCUUGGUUUUUAGAUUGUAUUAGUUGGAUAUAUAUUAUUUUUUGCAGCGUUUCUUAUAACGUGUUUUGAAAGGUAAUGUAGAAAACAAGCAGAAAAAAUUCCUUAUGUGUUUCUAAACGCUUAGAGAUAGUUAGCAAAACUGAUAAUAAACAGAGCUUACGACUAAUUGAGUCAUGGCCGAUCCGGCGCGCGUUAAAAACGAACCAGGAAAUGAUGCAGAGACCAGAGAGAACGUUCGCCAGGAUGAAAACGCAGGCGAGGGUUCAAGCGGAGGAGCCGCGGAUUCAGAGACGCCGAUGGAUCAGACCAGCAUGAAACAGGAGGAUAGAGUGGUUUUGGCAAAAGGAGUGACGGGAGGAGACGAGGAUGACGAAGGACAAUCAAGUGGUCAACCUUCUGCCGCCAAAAAAAUUAAACUGGAGCCGGAGAAGAGGAAGGAGAAGAGACAAAAAGUGGACGAGGACGAGAUCCAGAAGAUGCAAGUGUUGGUGUCUUCGUUCUCUGAGGAGCAGCUGAACCGCUAUGAGAUGUACAGACGCUCAGCUUUUCCUAAAGCGGCUAUUAAAAGGCUGAUUCAGUCCAUCACGGGAUCAUCGGUGUCUCAGAACGUCGUCAUCGCCAUGUCCGGCAUCUCCAAAGUCUUCGCCGGGGAGAUUGUUGAAGAAGCUCUGGAUGUGUGUGAGAAAUGGGGAGACACGCCUCCACUGCAGCCCAAACACAUGAGGGAGGCGGUGAGGAGGCUGAAGAGCCGGGAGCAGAUCCCCAACACCAAACACAAACGCAUCCUCUUCCACUAAACACACACACGGAGCUACAGUGAUCAUACAGUUUAAACGUUAAAGGAGCCAUUUGUAAUGUUCGCCAUGGAGGUGAACUGCUAUGGAAACACUCCCAGUCUUUGUGAUUGAAGCUGUAUGUUUUGUGGAAUUAUUUUUCUUAUUGGAAUCUUAUUCCAGGACCAGAAGCCUGAAAUGAAGAAACAAAACCGCUCUAUUCUUCGAAGAUAUCUUUUUGAAAGUGUAUAAAUAUAUAUAAAAAAACAGUCUUGUUACAUGUGCCAUAAAAAUGGCUGAGAUUACAUCCUCCCAUUCUUGUUUCUCCUCUAACAGAACAUUGAUGAACACUGAACAGAUCAUGUGACCUGGUAUCGUUUCCAUCAUCCCCUUGUUCGGUUCCUGCCUCUGUGCCGACAAACUUGCGUGCUAUUCGGUUUCCAGCAGCGCGUCGUCCCUUUUCUAAUGCACUUCUAUUAAAUUCGGUUUAGUGUGAAAUACAGGAUUGAAGCAAAGUGAUGACGCUCUUGCUGGGACUGAAAAUCCUGCAGUUUUCGGCACACGGGGUGUUCAUUUUUCUACUUUUAGUCCACAUUAGUGUCGCUGUAAAUACCUCGAUGAGUGUUUUAGUUUUGAAAUAAAAGUUGUUUUUACCAUG